AUGAGUUUGCAGAGAAAGCAAAUAAUAGCAUCAGCUCUUAGCAAGUAUCUCUCUGUAUCUCCUGAAGCUUCUUUAGGUGAUGUUGGAGAGUAUGAUAUUAAGAGUUUGUACUUAAACAUUUUGAAGUCAUCAGGAAAAGGGUCCCCAUCAAAAGAAAGUGAGGAGGUGAUGAAAUGGAUAAGCUUUGCAGAGACUUUUCCUGUAGAUUCUCUGGCAUGCUUUGAUGCUCUCAAUGGAUUGAAUGAAGACUUGGCUCUGAAAUCUGUGGUUUUGGGCAAUGGAUUGACACCCUCUGAAGCUGAUAUUAUUGGCCUUUCGCAUUUAGAGAAGGAAAAGUUGGUACAUGUGAUGAGAUGGAUGGAUUACAUCCAGAACAAGGUAGACUUUGGGAAACUAUUUGAAAAAAUUUUGCUAGAAAAGGCUGCAUUCGAACUGCAGGGGAUAAAAGGUGCAGCUAAAUCGGAAGUAGAUACAAAUGCAAAAAAGACUGUGGAAUACACUAAGAACAAGGAAAAAUCAGAAGCAGACCCAAGGCAACAAUCUAAUCCAAAUUUCAAGUUGACUUCUCUUGCUACACGUGCAAAGCUGUCUUGGUUGAAAGUAGAAGAAGGUUUAUUCCCUUUCACAGCCUUCUCAGCCAAAAUCUCAAGCAACAUAUGCGACAUAGUUGUGUUGUAUUGGUCUUUACUUAAUAGUGGUGGCAUUGAAGUGGGCCCAGAGAAGAUCAGUUUGGAGAUGGCCCUAGCCUUCAAUAAUAAGGCCACUGGAAAAAAAGAAUCUACUCAGGAGAAGAAGAAACCAUCUGACAAAGAAGCAGCUGAGAAAGACAAAGAACUAAGUGUCAGUUUACUGAAUAUUCAAGUUGGCCUGAUUCGCAAAGCAUGGAAGCAUCCCUCUGCUGAUAGUUUAUUGGUUGAGGAGAUAGAUGUUGGAGAUGCUAAAUUGAGGCAGGUAGUUAGUGGUUUGGCGAAGUAUUUUAGUCCAGAUGAGUUGACGAACCGUCGAGUUGCCCUGAUAACAAAUGUAAAACCUGGAAAGCUACGAGAUGUGAUGUCGGAAGGCCUGGUCCUUUGUGCAUCUAAUGAGGAUCACACCAUGGUAGAGCCUUUGCUCCCUCCAGAGGGUGCCAAAGUUGGAGAACGUGUGUCAUUCUUGGGGAUUGAUGGUAAGCCAGAAGAUGUCUUGAACCCAAAAAAGAAGCAGUUAGAGAAAAUAACACCGCAAUGUUUUCGAAUGUUGAUUUUUGACCUUGUUGCGUGGUCCAAAAUCCAUGAAAUACCCCACUGGGUGGGUGCUACAAGGCAGAGUGAAGAAGAUCUUGUAGAAAGGAUACUCAUAGAUAUUGAUACUGAUACUGAUUCUGUAAGAGACUGA
Molecule: messenger RNA, 1374 nt
Organism: Dovyalis caffra
Lineage: Eukaryota; Viridiplantae; Streptophyta; Magnoliopsida; Malpighiales; Salicaceae
Source: the annotation of a GenBank genome assembly